AGUUUGCUGCCUGGUUUAGCUGUCAGGGUUAGAGUGAGCGGAUGGAGUGAUCAGCAGCAGAUCUUUAACAACCUGUGGAUGAAAACCUGGACCUGGGUGAUCCUGUAAAAAAACACACAAAAAAAAAAAAAACACCGGGCGCCUGUUUGUGUCAUGCGUGGGCUGUGGCCGUGGGUUUUCUGGGCGCUGGCUGUGAGCAGGAACGUGGGAGCAAGCGGAGAGUUGACGGAGACUGAGGGACAUCUUCUGCAUGCUGAUGAGAGGAACUUUCUAAAGCAGGACUCCAUGAAACAAGAAGCCUUUGAGCAUCAGGAGCAGCUGGAGGCCCUGCCAGGCUCCACCUUUAACCUGAGGGUCCAGGUGAACGACAUGCUGAGUCAGCAGCCCCUGAGCCAGGCAGCGGUGGAGCUCUUCGUCAACCACACGUUGAACAGCACAGCCUUCAGUGAGCAGGACGGCAGCGUAAGGCUUCGCGUACCUUUCCACUCAGGGCUGCCCAUCACAGUUGUGGCCACUAAGCGAGGCUUCAUUUCUGCACUGCUGCCGUGUAAAACCAGCAGAAUACCGAUCUUUUCAUCAGUAACCAUACCCCUGCUGCGUCUCAAUCAAGGAAACAUCUGGCUCUUUGAGGAUUCGGUUCUGCUCACCGGCAGAACAGCUGCUGCCGGUUCCCAGCCCACAGUCAGGUUUCCCCAGAGCCUCUUGAACCUGACGCACAGCAGGAACGUGAGUUCUGUUAGAGCCUACCUGACGGUUCCCAAACUGGGCCCACAACAGGACGGCUCUCUGAACACUCUGGGCAUCAUGAGCAGCCAAUCAGGAUACGUGAGCGUGGAGUUGAGUCCAGUGGCAGCCAUCAGCGUCCAGCUCUUCUCUGGAGACACGGAGCUGCAGGUGAGCGGGCCGAUCCAGAUCAGCCUCAAUGUUCCUGAGAGCUGUGGGCUCCAGGCUCCAGACGUUGUUCCGGCCUGGUUCUUUAACAGGACUACCGGUGGAUGGAUGAGGAAAGGACUCGGAAAGAUGACACUGGUAGCUGGAAAACUGAUGUGGACUUUCACCGCUCCUCACCUGGGCUACUGGAUCGCAGGACCUUUGACCUCCACCAGAGGUUUCUUUGGAUUUCACAUCCUCGUGGACGUGAUUUCACAACAUUCAUUUUUCCUGAUGGUUUUUGCUGGAGGAACAUUUGUUGUGAUCAUCUGUCUUCUGACUGGACUCUUAUGUCACUGCAGGAGGAAGUUCAGUGAAGAUAAAGCCAGACAGACGUCAGCGGUGCUGAGAAGAGACCAGACGACCUCCACAAACCACGACGAGGAGUCUGAAACAUCUUGGUCUUUACAGCGGAACCAGCAUCAGAACCAGAGCAACGGCUCCUUCAUCACAGUGAAGAGCAGUGAGGUGAUCGCCAACCCCAGCGCUCUGGUGGCUCCGUUGGAGCACAGCGGACCGGACUUCAUCGCUGUGACCUCAGAACCAAACCGAGCUCCUGCAUCCCUCCCCGACGGUCUGUUCUUCUACAACCAACCUGUGGCCAUCCUUCCUGCUCCGGCUUUUUUCCACCUGGAGGAGCAUCCGGAGCAGGCCGAGUGGAGCAGGUCUGCCACGCUGCCACGGGUCGGCGCUUCAAACGGAGCCGCCGCCGAGCCUCCGAGGAAAGAGAGCUUCACCCAGACUCUCCACACCGAGGACCAGCUCCAAAGUUCUGAGGGCUCCCAGGGACCAGCCACCACGUCCAGGGUGCCCUUCAACCUCCCGGAGUCGGCGUCGGUACCAGGAACGCUGAAUAAACGGGCCGGCAGCAGACAUUCUGUCCACGCCGUCACAGGUUUAUCUAAAAUCCCCUCCCCUCAGCCUCCCCGGGCCUGGUUCGUCUCCCUGGAGGGAAAACCCGCCGCAGAGAUCCGGUACGCCGUGUCGGAGCAGCAGAGGAGACGGAGGCCCAUAGAGAGCCGAGAAACCAGUUUGGACUCCGGGGUGGACCUGAGCGAACUGAAUCAGACGACUGGGAAGAGGCCGGUGACUCUGGAGAGAACCACUACGUUCAUUAAAAGCCCGUCCAGCAGCAAACACACGCCUCAGGAGUAAAAGCAUUUAUUUAGCAGCUUCAGAGGUAACUUACAGAUGUAACGUUCCACUGGGGGCGGACCACAGAGCAGAGAGACUCAGAUCACGCCUCCUUUAAAGCACCUAACAGACGGGGCAGCCAUAAUAAUUUCUCAUCCAUUAUCUUACAAACAGUCGGUCUCUAACCUUUGUUUUUGAGGAUAUCUUUGUAUGUCAUUUGUUUCAAGAUUUCAAGUUAUCUGUAAUAUAUCAAGGGAACACUGCAUGGCGUUACAGUUAAACUCUCUUUACAGUGACAAUAAAAAUGGACGGCCCAGCUCACACUUUAAACCUUUGUCCAUGUUUUUCUUCCAGGAUGUCUAUUCUUGUCUGUAUCACAUGCUAAUUUGGCCAAAACAUAAAGAAAGGUUUAAUUUUUCACACUAAGAAAUGUAAUUUUAGAAAAAGGCAUUAGACUUUUUUUUAAACACUAUUGCUUUGGAGCAAGAAGAUCCUGGCUUCAAAUCCCAGCCUGGGCUUUUUCUGCAUGGAGUUGAAUGAUCUCCCCAUGAAAGCUCCAGUCGUCUCUGGGUACUCCUGCUUCCUCCCGCAGUCUUAAACAUGACUGUUUGAUUAAUUUAUUAAAAUAAAUUGCCUUUGGGUGUGCAUG
Molecule: messenger RNA, 2713 nt
Organism: Fundulus heteroclitus (mummichog)
Lineage: Eukaryota; Metazoa; Chordata; Actinopteri; Cyprinodontiformes; Fundulidae
Product: protein FAM171B
Exons: 8
Coding region: 154-2085 (643 amino acids)
Source: RefSeq, a predicted model, not a curated record